Messenger RNA from Cryptosporidium ubiquitum, 453 nucleotides. RefSeq lists its product as uncharacterized. Gene Ontology annotation, biological process: negative regulation of transcription by RNA polymerase II; rRNA processing. The record is from RefSeq and is a predicted model, not a curated record. Lineage: Eukaryota; Apicomplexa; Conoidasida; Eucoccidiorida; Cryptosporidiidae. The coding region runs from base 1 to 453 and encodes 150 amino acids. The transcript has a single exon. Gene Ontology annotation, cellular component: nucleolus. Gene Ontology annotation, molecular function: DNA binding.
AUGGUCUCGUUUGUAUGCGGAAAUUGUCAAGACGUACUAAAAAAGAAUAAAGUAGAUUCUCACUGUAUUGGGAAAUGCCGUAAUGCUUGGGAAUUCACAUGUAUCGAUUGUAAUUCUACAUUCGAGGGCUUUGAUUAUAGAAGUCAUAAUAGUUGCAUUACAGAAGAAGAAAAAUACUGCGGUAAAUUUAAGAAUAGCAAGAAACCAAUUCAUAGUGUAGGAAAAAGUUCUAUAGAUCGAAAGAAGGAGUUUAAAACGCUUAUAGAGAAGAUACUUAGGAAGAACGGCCCCAUGAAUUGGAAGAGCUUAGUUAAUGAAUCAAUUAAAGAAUAUGUGAAUAAUAAUAGAGUGGGUGGUGAUUAUAAUGAAAACAAAAUUCUUAGAUGGGAGUGCCUUGCUUCAAUUCCUAUAUGCUAUACAACGAAGGGAUCAAAUAUGGUGUCAUAUAAAUAA